Amphiprion ocellaris (clown anemonefish) is the source of this 627-nucleotide messenger RNA. Its product is annotated as protein S100-A5-like. The transcript has 3 exons. The record is from RefSeq and is a predicted model, not a curated record. Gene Ontology annotation, molecular function: calcium ion binding. NCBI's taxonomy places the organism in Eukaryota, Metazoa, Chordata, Actinopteri, Pomacentridae. Bases 180 to 440 code for a protein of 86 amino acids.
GCUGCUUUGAAGGGAGUCGGCUGCAUUUUCAGCCCAUGAAUCACCACUUGUUUUUUUAAUGUCUGCACAUCAGACAUUGUGAGUCCACUCUUAAAAAAGGGAAGUUUUCUCCUCAGUGUGCAUCAGUCUCAUCUGGACACAGACCUGAUUUGUCUUCACCUGGUGAACUCUGAGCCACGAUGUCUACCGUCGCGGAAAUACUCACAUCUCUGAAGGUGCUCUUCACUGAAUAUGCCGGAAAAAGUGGGAACAAGGAGACUUUGAGCAAACGAGAGCUGGCGGAGAUGCUGCACAAAGAGGUUCCUGGAACAGAAGACAUGAGCAAAGCUGAAAUUAAAGAUUUCUUUGACUUGCUGGAUGAAGACGGCGACGGCGAGGUGGAUUUCAAGGAGUUUGUCAACUUCGCGGUGACCCUUAACAUGCUCUCUGAGAUGGAGUAAAUGCUUCAGACUCUUCUGUUCUUGCUUUAAUGGAUGUAUAAAUGACAAGACCAGUCACUAUCAAGAAGGAAAACCUGGUCUAGCAUCAAUCAUAGAUGGACAAAUAUGAGGCCUAACAUGCUGAAUUUGUAGAUUCUGAAUGUCAGAAGUGACCGAUGAAAAGAAUAAAAGUUAUCACGUUUUAAAA